AUGCGCUUCGCCAUCCUCGCGUUGGCCGUCGGUGCCGCCGCCUCCGUCAUCCCCGGCUCCUCCUCGCCUGACGCCUGCCUCCGCGCGCACUCGUCUCUCCUCGCCUCCCUUUCCGCCUGCGGCUCCCCCGCCGCCCUCUCUGCCUGCUUCUCCCAGCUGUCCUCCUCGUCGUCCACCGACGCGCUCGAAGCCUGCUACGUUGCCGCCGACUGCUCCGCCGACGACGCCGCCCGCGAGGCCCGCCACGUCCUCGCGCGCUGCGACCAGCUCCAAGCCGAAAGCGAGCUCCGCCGCCGCCAGGAGACCUUCACCGCCGUCAUCACGCCCGCCCCCAACCCGCUGGCCAUGGUCGCCGCCCGAACAAACGUCCAGGGCGAUGACUGCUUCACCACCGAGGUGCAGAACCAAAAAGUCUGCCCGGGCGUCGUCUCGGGCACCUCGAUGCCCUGCUCGCAGGCCCCCGUCACCUCCAAGUCGUGCCGCUCCGGCUGGCUCUGCACCGAGGACCCCAACGGCAAGGACAUUUGCAUGGCCAAGAUCGACAAGCUCGACAUUGGCGGCAUCAUCAUUGCCAUUGUCUUUUCCGUCAUUAUUCUCGCCGGCAUCAGCUUCCUCAUCUUCAUGUCGUGCGCCGAGAGCCGCGCGCAAAAGAAGAUGAAUGCCCGCGCCGAGGCUACUGCGCUCGCGCGUGCCGCUACCAAGAAGAAGCGCGCCGAUGAGGUCCGCGCGCCUCUCAUGGCCCAGCAGCAGCAGACCGAGUACCAGACCCAGGGCAGCGGUAGCGGCAACCCCUUUGGCGACAGCCAGCCUCACUAA
Messenger RNA from Cordyceps militaris CM01, 816 nucleotides. RefSeq lists its product as uncharacterized. Lineage: Eukaryota; Fungi; Ascomycota; Sordariomycetes; Hypocreales; Cordycipitaceae. The coding region runs from base 1 to 816 and encodes 271 amino acids. The record is from RefSeq and is a predicted model, not a curated record. The transcript has a single exon.